UUUUUUGGUCCGAUGCGGUGGAUUUUUGUUCUGCUGAGGUAGAUUUCUGUUCUGAUGAGGAGGAUUUUUGUUCUGAUGAGAUGGAGUUUUGUUCUGAUGAGUUAGUUUUUUGGUCCGAUGCGGUGGAUUUUUGUUCUGCUGAGGUAGAUUUCUGUUCUGAUGAGGAGGAUUUUUGUUCUGAUGAGAUGGAGUUUUGUUCUGAUGAGUUAGUUUUUUGUUCUGAUGAGGCGGAUUUUUGUUCUGAUGGGGCGGAUUUUUGUUCUGAUGGGGCGGAUUUUUGUUUUGAAGAAUUAGGUAAAAUUGAUUUUAAGGAACUGAAAACUGAGGAUGAU
This is a messenger RNA of Racocetra persica, 332 nucleotides long. The record is from the annotation of a GenBank genome assembly. NCBI's taxonomy places the organism in Eukaryota, Fungi, Glomeromycota, Glomeromycetes, Diversisporales, Gigasporaceae.